UUAAAUUCUUUAGUUGUACUUGCUUGUCUGUAUAAAAAUUAGAUGGAUUUUUACCGUUGAGUCCCGUCGUGACGUCAUCAUCUCGCGUCAAGCUUUUCUUGUUAUCAUCCUACUUGUCAUCUCGAAUAUUUGCCUGAAACAAAUUUCAGCAGGGCCUCCAGCAGUGAAUGAGGUCUAGAGUUGUUACAGAGCAGCCCUCCAUCUGGAGCCAAGAUGGGCCAACAGCUUUCUGGCCAGGCAAUGGCCAGACUGCCUGAGAAACUCAUCAAACAUGUGGGGCUAGUGCGGGACGGUGGCUACCUCACCUAUGACGAGUUCUUGGGUCGUGUGGCAGAGCUUAAUGAUGUAACUGCUAAACUAGCCUCUGGUCAAAAGAAACAUCUUUUGUUUGAAGUGCAGCCUGGAUCAGAUGCAACUGCUUUAUGGAAAGUUGCUGUGAGAAUAGUGUGCACCAAGAUUAACAAGGAGAAUGGAAUGGUGGAGGCCUCCCGUAUUAUGAACCUGUACCAGUUUAUCCAGCUGUACAAAGACAUCACCAGUCAGGCAGCUGAAGUCUUCAAUUCAGAGGUGGCAGCAGAGGGAUCCUCUGGACCGCUGUCAUCAGAAGAUAACUGCCAGGCCAGCAUGUGGAUGGGCAGGGUUAAACAGUUGACUGAUGAGGAAGAAUGCUGUAUCUGUAUGGAUGGGAAAGCAGACCUUAUUCUGCCCUGUGCACACAGCUUCUGUCAGAAGUGUAUUGACAAAUGGAGCGGUCAAAGCCGAAACUGCCCUGUCUGCCGAAUUCAGGUGACUGCCGCUAAUGAGUCAUGGGUCAUGUCAGAUGCUCCCACGGAGGAAGAUAUAGCUGGGUACAUUCUCAAUCUUGCAGAUGAAGCUGGGCACCCACACAGACCUUAAAAUGAAGCACUGUGCCACUGUCAAACUCACUGUCCCCCCAUAACAGAUGAUCUUCUUUAAACCGUUAUUUUAUAGGGUGACUAUGGGUAUUUGUUGCACUAUAUAGUGUCAUUCACUGGAGGCAAUAACUGCUGAUUAUUUAAUUUUUUUUUUUUUUCUUUUUUAAAUUUUUUUUUAGGUUAAUGCAUCAUAUUAUAACACCUAAUCAGUGCAUAGACUGUGAAUGCAUAUUGGUAAAUUCUAGACAACAUGUAGCUGUAGAACAUGAUUCCCUCUUUGCACUUGCCGUUUUAUCUUGUUUGUGAAGUAAUUGCACUUAAUCGCAUUUGUUCCGUAAAGGCCUUGUAAUACCCGGGGGGGAAAAAAAAGUCAUAAUAUCAGCAUGUGCAACAGUUUAAUAGUAUUGUUGAAACUAUAAUUCAGUCACACAUGAUUUAGUAACAUUGAUUGUGCAGUUGACAUGAACUCUUUAUCUCUGUGUAAGUUGGAACAAUUGUUAAUUAUAGGGCAUGACUCCAUUAUAUUACAUUCAUUAUGAAAAAUAAUUGGAUCUUUCAAAUGGAAUAAUAUUUGAGAAUGAACUAAUUUGCUUGUUUUCUUUUGCAGCUUAAUGGGUUGCAAAUGAAACCUUUAUUUUAUAGGGCAUCACUGACACUUUCAGUGGAGGCUGAUUACCUUUUAAAUGUGUUUCUUUUUCAGUUUGAAAUCCUAGACUAUUCUUGCACUUUGUGUGUAUGAGAGAGACUGUGAAUUUGUGGGCUUAGGGAAUUCACUUGUAUUAUUGAAGAUAUGUAUAGCUAAACAUUUAUAUAAAUACAUUUAAAUUUGUGUGGCAGUUUAUAAAGAAUUAAUCCAGUUUAUCAAGAUCUAUCUAGUUUUAAAAAUGUUAAUUUCUGCAAUAUUCUCACAGAUUUAUAGAUUGGACUGAAUGUUAAUAGUUUUAUCAGAGAGAAAAUGGCAUUAGUUGCCGCUUCCUAGUGUUUUUUGAAGGAGAUUUCUUUUACUUAUGGUCUAAAUUGGGAUGUUUGGUGUUCUCAUUCCUCCUUCUUGUGUAAAUCUUGAAUAAUAAAGUAAACUGAAUAUUU
Ctenopharyngodon idella (grass carp) is the source of this 1982-nucleotide messenger RNA. RefSeq names its product ring finger protein 141 (gene rnf141). Gene Ontology annotation, biological process: protein autoubiquitination. Lineage: Eukaryota; Metazoa; Chordata; Actinopteri; Cypriniformes; Xenocyprididae. The coding region runs from base 214 to 897 and encodes 227 amino acids. Gene Ontology annotation, molecular function: ubiquitin-protein transferase activity. The transcript has 6 exons. The record is from RefSeq and is a predicted model, not a curated record.